Guillardia theta CCMP2712 is the source of this 633-nucleotide messenger RNA. RefSeq lists its product as hypothetical. NCBI's taxonomy places the organism in Eukaryota, Cryptophyceae, Pyrenomonadales, Geminigeraceae. The transcript is spliced from 7 exons. The record is from RefSeq and is a predicted model, not a curated record. Bases 134 to 346 code for a protein of 70 amino acids.
ACGCUGCUGGCGACUGGUGUAGGCGAGCUGGAGGGACAGUCGCUGGUGCUGUGUGAGCCGUUGACCGGUCGAACUCAUCAGAUUCGCCUCCACCUGCAGUGGCUCGGAUGCCCCAUCGCCAAUGAUCCGCUCUAUGGCCCUGCUGGAGUCGGAAGCACGUCCACAGCAGAGCAGUCUGCUGAUCCGCCAGGCGAGCAUGAAGCGACUUGCUCUGUCGGAGAGGCAGACAGCCAAGACGCUGUGGGCAAGCGAGACCUUGACACUGCUCUACCUCGAACGAACAAGAAGAGAAGAACAGAGCUGGGCAUCAUCUCCGAGGAAUCAGCUCGCCAUGACGAGUCGUUGAACCUCGACGCCAACGGGUGGAUGGAUGCAGACUGCAUCCACUGCCGCGCUUGUCGUGCUGAGGGCUGCAAGGGAUACUAUGUUCCCCUCAAGAAGAAGCAUGAUGACUCCAACGCCAUGCUCAUAUGGCUUCAUGCCUUGACAAACAAGGGGGCGACGUGGAGCUUCAGGACUCCUUUCCCAUCAUGGGCCGAAGAGUUUGAAGAAGCAUCGCAGUUGCUGUCAAAGAUCGAUAAGCUUGAACAGGCAAAAUGAACUCUGGCAUGCAAGACUGGCAUCCUUUAUGAU